AUGUCCGCCACCCAACUUAAGACAGUCGCCAUCUUUGGUGCCUCUGGCAACUUCGGCACCCCCAUCACUGCCGCUCUCACUAAAGCAGGCUUCAAUAUCACUAUCAUCACCCGAACUGAAUCCAAGUCCACAUUUCCAGAUGGAAUUCCCGUAAUCAGAACAGACUAUACCCUAGAUGCACUUACCCAAGCUCUGUCUGGUCAGGACGCAGUUGUAUGUGUUGUCGGUCCAGCCGGCAUCAGUCUGCAAGCGACCAUGAUUGACGCUGCUCUCGCCGCUGGUGUCAAACGCUUCCUCACGGAUGACUACGGCUGGGGUCCAGAGUUCAGAAGCUAUCCUGAAUUUGAAGCAGUGCGCGCCCAGCGAACUGUUGGUGUCGAUCGUGCGAAAGAGCAUGCUGCUGCGAACCCCAACUUUACUUGGACCAGUAUCGCGACUGGCAACCCCAUUGACUGGGCGCUAAAACGGUUCCCUACUAUGGGAUUCGACAUCAAGAAUCGCAGUGCAAUUAUCUAUGAUCAAGGCGAAGAGUACUUCACCGGUACUACUCUCCAAGGCAUAGUGCUUUCCAUCAAAACAUGUCAGAACGAGCUCUUGGAAGCUUUUCAGAAGGGAACAGGAAGUGAAUGGGAUGUCAGAAGACAAACAACGAGUGAGCUUAUAGAUGGAGCGCGAAAGAAGCGCGACAAUGGCGAAGGCGGCUGGAUUCUUGACUUGGCCGUCGCUCAAUUGUAUGAGGCAGUUGAGGGAGGGAAAGCUCGCUGUAUUGUUGCAUCGUCGUGGGAGGAGUCGGAUUCUGGGCUGCUUGGGGUUACUCGGGAAACGCCUGGAAGCAUUGUCGCUUAUGUUCUAGCUUGUGUUUGA
Fusarium subglutinans is the source of this 864-nucleotide messenger RNA. RefSeq lists its product as uncharacterized. The transcript has 3 exons. The record is from RefSeq and is a predicted model, not a curated record. Bases 1 to 864 code for a protein of 287 amino acids. NCBI's taxonomy places the organism in Eukaryota, Fungi, Ascomycota, Sordariomycetes, Hypocreales, Nectriaceae.